UCUUUGUAAUGGUAAAUGAUGUAGUUCACAUUUUUUCUGUUGUGUUGAACUGCACUGCCAUCACUGAAGUAUUCAACCAUUUUUUGGCUAAAAAACUUAGUGCAUAGAUGCACUAAUUUACUCUUAAAUGCAUAAAAUGAUGUGUUGUGAUCAGGGCAGUCGCUAAUUACACAAGCGCAGAACAUACCCAUUUAGCAGAAGUCAGAACAAUAGAUGUAAAUGACAUUGAUAUGUGCAUUGGAAUGUCAAGCUCAAGUCCUUGGCCCUUAAUAAACCAUAUUGGUUGCCUGUACCAACAAAAUAGAUAUCUUAGUUACAUAAAAUUUAAGAAAUUUACCAUCUGAGAAAUGUAUUGGGGCAAGAAAGAUUGAGUGGAAUAUCAGUAUGCAUUGAAAACAUUACUGCAAGAAAUGGCAAAACGACAAAAACAUGGUAAAUUACUGUCAUAAUUGUGUCAUCUUUAUUAGAAUCGGGUAAUUGUGGUAUGGCUUAAACCUAUGAAGGUUCUGUGGAAUCUAAAUAAAUUCUGUUCUAUUCUAUUUUACCUCUAUUAUCUGUGGUUAUGUUUGCAUCUGUGGACUGAUGCACAGUAGUUUGGUUAGGUUUUGUAUCUGUGGACAUAAAUAGUGAUCUUUCCUAGCUUAUGUUUGAAGGGUGUUUUGAUAUUUUGUGUAUUUGACUAAUAAAUUGAUAUAUAUGGAGACCGUGUGCGUAGAAGUUGAGCCUAACCGCAACGCCGAAGCAUAUCGCAAUUAUCAACCGGCAGGUUUACCAGUGCAGGUUGAGAAACAUUUAGAUUUUAUUGAAUUAUGUGACGAUGGAUUUAUGCUUCUUGGAUGUUCUAACUUGACUGGGCGUUUGUGGACUGGUUCUGUGUGGUACUUUCUUGAUCCUGAUUCAGCUCCAAAUGUAGAGAAAUGUCUUACUGGCAUAGAAUGUGAGACUGGUGUCUCUGAUGGGAAAUUUCUUGAAGACAAACAGAAGAUUAUAAUUGGUGAAGAUUCUGGUUUAGUGCAAGUGUUGGGCCUGUCUGAGUCAGCAGAUGAACAUACGUUCCGUUUUGAAUCGCUGAAUUCUGUCUGUGAACAUGAUGAUGGCAUACUCUCAGUCUCUGUGUUUUCAGACAGAACGCGUGCUCUUACAGGCGGUUCGGACAUGAAUAUCAAAGUAUGGAGUGUAGAGUCACUGACUUCUGAACAUACGUACCGACCUGCACACCUACACCAAGUUUCCUGUGUGUGUGCACAUCCUCAGGAUGGCAGCAGUAUCUUUGCUUCGUGUUCGCUUGAUGGUAUGGCUUUUAUAUGGGAUACCCGAAAUGCGAAGCCUGCUAAAGUUGCUUUGUGUGAUGGAUCACAGGAGUUAACAGCAGUUGCUUGGCAGAUGUCAAGAAGUGAUAUGUUGGCUAUUGGUUCAAGGUCUGGGGAGGUAAUAAUAGCAGAUAUCCGGCAGUUGAAGGAACCACUUGGGGUGUCAGACUGUUUUACUCGUCCAGUUCAUCGUUUGAGAUUUGCUCAUCACCGGCCAGAAUUGCUAGCAGUGUGUGCAGAUGACUCCAAAGUUAAGGUGCUAGAUUGUACUGCCAGGGCUCCAAAUAUAAUAUAUGCAGAUGACCACCACAGUGAUUUUGUGCGUGGAUUGGCAUGGCACUCCAGGAAAGGAACUUUGUACUCCUGUGGAUGGGACAAACAAGUUUUGGCGCAUAAGCUUGUCGUUUCUCCUAACAAAAUGGAGGUAAAUGGGAUAAUUGAGGAGAAAGAUCAAGAACUGAAAUAAAAGUGAAGAACGUUUAGAUAGGAAAUAAUCUGUCAUUCCAUGUGAUAACUCAAGUGGUGUCAUGGGAAUGUAUUUUCUGUCAUAAAUGUUGGGAAGUACAAUUAAACUUGUGAUAUUUUUUUUCUUUGGUAUGUUGGCUACAUUUUAAUGCAAU
Messenger RNA from Zootermopsis nevadensis, 1930 nucleotides. RefSeq names its product methylosome protein WDR77. Gene Ontology annotation, molecular function: protein binding. Lineage: Eukaryota; Metazoa; Arthropoda; Insecta; Blattodea; Termopsidae. Gene Ontology annotation, cellular component: methylosome. Gene Ontology annotation, biological process: oocyte axis specification. The record is from RefSeq and is a predicted model, not a curated record.